This is a messenger RNA of Mauremys mutica (yellowpond turtle), 1818 nucleotides long. Its product is annotated as condensin-2 complex subunit H2-like. Gene Ontology annotation, cellular component: condensin complex; nucleus. The transcript is spliced from 18 exons. NCBI's taxonomy places the organism in Eukaryota, Metazoa, Chordata, Testudines, Geoemydidae. The record is from RefSeq and is a predicted model, not a curated record. Gene Ontology annotation, biological process: mitotic sister chromatid separation; meiotic chromosome condensation. Bases 7 to 1818 code for a protein of 603 amino acids. Gene Ontology annotation, molecular function: chromatin binding.
GUUACAAUGGAGGAUGUGGAGUCAUGCUUCCUGCACCUUCUGCAGCCCAUCCGAGAUCUCACAAAGAACUGGGAGGUGGAUGUGGCAGCCCAGCUGGGGGAGUAUCUGGAGGAGCUGGACCAGAUCUGCAUUUCCUUCGACGGCGGCAAAACCACCAUGAACUUCAUAGAGGCGGCUCUGCUGAUCCAGGGUUCUGCCUGCAUCUACAGCAAGAAGGUGGAAUAUCUCUACUCUCUUGUUUACCAGGCCCUCGACUUCAUCUCCAACAAAAAGCGGGACAAACAGCCUACGUCCAUGGGGGAGGACGGCACCGACACUGACGUGAGCGCUGGGCCCAGGACGGAGGAGGAAGAGUUCCUUUCGUUGGAUGACAUCAAGGACACCAACGUGGUGAGCUUGGACAUGAAGAAAGAUCACCAGCCUAAUACUGUGAACAUUGUCCCCUUGACGCCGAUGGCCCUGGUACCCCCAGAGGAGACAGAAAAGAAGGACAACCCCCUGUUCAGCCGGAAGGGGGAGAUCCUGGCCAGCCGGAAGGAUUUCCACAUGAACACGUGCACCCCUCACGCCAGCGGAGCCUUCAUGCUGGAGCUGGCGGGCCUCUCACCCACGCAGUGCUUCCAAGCAAGACGCCAGGCUGGGGACCUUGGCAGUGCUACAGGAGGGCAGACUGCCGCCCCGGGAUCUGGAAACGCACCCAUGGAGGUCAGUGCCUGUGAGACUCCUGUCCCAGUCUUGAACUUCUCUGAAAAUGAAGGCGCUGUGGCACCAGACGGGGGUGGUGGUGGUGAUGAUGAUGCAGGAGGAGGAGGUGAUUUCUUGCCUGAUGCCCCAGAAGGGGGCGUGGAGACCAGUCCUGCUGCUGUCGAGCACAUUCAUCAGCAGAAGAGUGCGCCCGAGGGCAAGGGGUACAUGCUGCGGGAACGGGCCCCGGCCAUGGAGCCCAGUGUUCACAUCAAGGAGAUGCUGGAUCCGUGGCGAAGCCUUGACCCCUUUGACGACUCUGAGGAUAAGCCCUUUAAGAAAGGCAGACCCUUCACGGUGCCGCAUGACCUGGACAAUGUGCCCGGCAGCAAGCGGAAGAGGCAGACACCCAGGAAGCUGCAGGACUUCAUGAAGUGGUUCUCUGCAAGCCCCACAUGGGACCACAGCGCCCGCCCGCACCCCCCAGGUUCGGUGGCCCUUGUACUCAGCCUGUCUCCUGCCUGCCAUUUGGUGUGGAUCACAGGGACUCCCAUCCAGCCCAGUAACCCGCACCAGCUGCAUCAGGAAGGGACAGGAAACCCCAGAACAGAAUAUGCUGCCUGGGAAUUCCCCAGCUGGGGGCUGCUGCUGGGGAAGCAUCUGCAGGAGGAGGAGCAGCUGGAGGAGGCCGAGGAGGAGCUGAAUGCUGUGGAGGAGCGAAUGGACGAUUACCUGCACCACGACGGGGGGGCAGAUGACUUCCUGGAGCAGGAGGACGUCCACCCGGCAGCCCUGGAGCAGCUGGCCGAGGGCGACCUGGGCCCCUGCACGAUCCCUGACUCCCUGAGCUAUGAGGAGCUGGUGAGGAGAAAUGUGGAGCUGUUCGUUGCCAACUCCCAGAAGUACGCCCGCGAGACGGUGCUGUCCCAGCGUAUCCGUGACUGGAAGGACAAGAUAGAACCCAAGCUGCAGGAGCAGGAGGAGCGAGCCGCCUUCGACAUCCACAGCUACGGGGACCAGCUGGUGGCGAGCUGUGGGCGGCUGGGCGAGUGGCACUCCUUCGCCAGCCUGGUGGCGGGGAAGCCAGCCUUUGAGGUGUGUCGCUCCAUGAAAGUGACGUUAUUACAUCUCUGA